This is a messenger RNA of Anguilla rostrata (American eel), 1749 nucleotides long. It is a transcript of the gene tnmd, whose product is annotated as tenomodulin. The record is from RefSeq and is a predicted model, not a curated record. Gene Ontology annotation, biological process: negative regulation of angiogenesis; negative regulation of endothelial cell proliferation. The coding region runs from base 507 to 1253 and encodes 248 amino acids. Lineage: Eukaryota; Metazoa; Chordata; Actinopteri; Anguilliformes; Anguillidae. The transcript has 8 exons.
CGAGGCUGAAAAGGCAGGAAAUGUUCGUUGAAUAGAUCGUGCUGAGUUAAGAUGAUAAUUUGAUCAGAACAUGAUAUAAAUGGCUAAAACUUAUCCAGUUCAUUGUAGGAAGGUUUAUGCCCGGAGUUGAGCUGCAGGGAGUCCGUCUGAAGUGGAGUUUUCACAUUCUUUUAUUCUUGGUCAAGUCUUUUGUAGACCCUUGUCUUUUGAGGAGACUGUCACCCUGGUCUUUGACUCGAUCUUCUGAGGAGGGAAAGGAGUACACUGUUGAAGAAAUCAGUCUAUGGCUGAUCCGCGAUUAGUGAUGGCGAGCCACCCGGCUUGAUCUUCAUUGACAACUGAACGCAGAGGACAGAAACAUCAUCUGCUGGAUCGACUGAACUUCUCAUUGUCACAACGUUGUGGUUGAAGUUGGGACGGAGAAAAAGAACAGGUACCGGGGCUACCAGCUGGGAGCGACCGUAUUGAGCCUGCUCCUCCUGUCACUGACCCUCUGUGUGUUCAGCAUGAAGCAGUUCUGGUCUACCACCCCCGGACGGGUAUAUGACCUUCAGUAUAAAGUGGUGUUGGAUGGUGCCGAGACAGAGAGCAUGAUGGAGAUCGACCCCGCCCAUCGCAUUGAGAUCUUCAGGAUGGGAAAUGGGAGCGAAGAAGUCCUGGAGAUUCAUGACUUUAAAAAUGGAAUGACAGGGAUCCGGUUUGCUAAACAACAGAGAUGCUACAUCAAGAGCCAAACCAAGGAGCUGCCUGAACCAACAGCAAUGGAGCCCGAAGACACCGAGAUGCUGGCGGACGAUGCCUCGGUCGCUCCGUCAGAGGAAAUGGAGGUGUGGGUCCCGUCUGCCGAGCCCAUCGCCGACCGUGCCUUCCUGCUCGACUCAAAGAUCUCAGAAAUCUGCCAGCACCUCCCCGUGCACUGGAUCCACCCUUCCCCUCUGAAAGAUGUGGACUUCCCAGACACCGAGAAUGCUGAGGAGAUGCCGAAGGUCAGAGGUCAACGCCAGGUCAGGGAUGUUCUGGGCCACCAGACCGUCAAUGACUAUAGAGAAGUCGGGAUCGAGCUCGACAACAGGCUGGACGAAGGGGGGUACUGCUGCCAGUAUUGUCGCCGCUCCCAUCGUUACUGCCGUCGCUACCACGAGCCCCUGGGCGGCUUCUGGCCCUACCCGUACUACUACCAGGGCGGCCGAGUCAUCUGUCAGAUCAUCAUGCCCUGCAACUGGUGGAUCGCCCGCAUGCUCGGAAGGGUCUGAGGAGGAACGUCCGGGUCGGGGGUCCUCACUGCUAAGGACAGCGUUCCUGUGGUCAGCCGUGGUGUUCGACACUACUUCACCUUAGCUUUUGUUUUUGGUUUCUGGUGCUAAUUGGUGCUACAACAGGAGGGGGGGGGGAGUGCUUCUGAUAUCUAUCACUUCAGGCUCUUCAAAGUCAAGUGGUGCCCGUGGCGCACCGACAAACUCGAAUAACCACAGGCUUUCAAAGCAUCUUGAUACUCAGUUCUUUGCUGUCAGCUUGCUAAAGUGUUCCUCGUCGCUCCCUUUCACCAAAUAGGAAAGAAGUGAUCAUCAGCUAUCUAGCUUUUCAUAUAUGAUCGUUCACAUUUAAUUUACUCUUGAAUGCAAAACUAGCCUUUUUUUAUUUGCGCAUUAUAUUCGUCGUCAUGGCUUGUGCCCCAUUGCGUUUGUGCAUGAUUUAAUAUGUUGUAAUGACUUCUGAAAUAAAACUUCCAUUUUUUAUUUGUCAUUUUCA